Molecule: messenger RNA, 1515 nt
Organism: Cryptomeria japonica (Japanese cedar)
Lineage: Eukaryota; Viridiplantae; Streptophyta; Pinopsida; Cupressales; Cupressaceae
Exons: 5
Coding region: 205-1197 (330 amino acids)
Source: RefSeq, a predicted model, not a curated record
CUCGCCAUGUUUGUCUCGGCUAGCCCUAAAUUCGAGUGAGCUGCUCUCCCGUCGACACGUGUCGCCGAAACUCGGGCUUAUGUUGGCGAGGGAAUAUAAAAGCAGCGGAGGAGGAAAAAAGGACAGAAUGACAAACAAGGAAAGCUAGAAACGGAUGGUGAUUGUUGUUGUCAAUCACCGAGCCUGCUGCUGCUGUAUUCUGCGAUGGAUCAGGCUGUAAUGGACAUGGACGAGCUGGGGGAUUUGAACCCUGAGGAACUGGUGGCGUUGCAGGGGCUUCUGGAAUUGAGCAGGGUUAAUAAUGGCGGACAUUUUGCGUCUUGGGGACGCAGGCAACGACGCUCCAGAGUCGCGUAUUCGACCUGCAACUAUGAAGAUGAACAUGCGCCGCCGCCGCCGGCCGCAGUGGCGGUGGCGGCUGGUGAAAAGCCGGCGCAGGGGAGCCCUACUACGCCGCUCAGGUGGAGCGGAAAUGAGAGGCUCUCGGUUUCGGCCUCGGCCCCUGCGUCUACCAGUAGUGACAGUGCAGCUGGUCCACGUCCAUGCGACCGCCCGCUGGGGCCCAAGCUCAAAUUCAAGGUGGAGAGAAAAUUAGGAGUCCACAAAUCCUCAAAUGGAAAAGGCCCUAAGAAAAAGACACUUGGAGAGCUGAAGGAAUUGUUUAUUGGACUUUCAUCAGAAAAGGAAGAGAUGGAAAAGGAAAAGGAGAAGCUAUUCAACAGAUUUCAGUCAUUGAGGGAUCAGAAUAUGCUAUUGAAGCAGGAGUUAGCAUUGAAGUUGGGCACAAAAGGACAACACCAACUUCCUACACAGUCUCCAACAGUUUCUUCAGACUUGCAAUCAUUAAAAGUGUCAACAGAAGCUGAUGCAUUAGAGUCUUCAAAGAAUCUUGUGAAGAAUUCAUCUUCAGCUGAAGCAAUGGGUUGGUAUUCAAGUGCUGAAGGGAUUUUGCAUUCUAAUGGCAUAAGUUGGACUGGUAAAUCUCUUCGACAAGAUUCAUUAGCCCCCACGAUGUCUUCAUCACAUGCUUUUGUUCUUCCAGAUUUAAACAUGCCUGCAGAAGAUGUUGAAGAUUUGUCUGACAAUCAAGUAGUUCAGACAAAUAGCAAAGCCAUAGUUGCAGCUGAGGCAAGGAAAUAUAGAAUGGAAUGCCUUAGAUUGAAACAUUCCCAGUCUGUGAAAGCUCACAUAAGAUGAUACUGACAAUGACAAUGAUUUGACAUGUACUUAAUGAAACUGACAAGUAUAACUGGUGUUGGGCAAGAACCAGCAAUUGUAAAUAUGUUCUUUCUCUUCGCCAUUGAAGAGUAUUUUGUUAGAGCCCAAUUAUCACUUCCUAAAUUAGGCAAAUUUAAUUAUUUUUUCUAGAGGAUUUCACUAUCCAGCAGAAUAAGCGUUGAGGAAUGUAGAUGAGUAAAUCAAGAAUAUUGAAAAUGUAAUUCUUUGUAGUCACGAAUCUUUUCUCAGGGUUUUCUAAAUUGAGCUAGCUGUAAAAUUAUGGCUAUUUGAACAUUA